ACCUUAACUAGGUCAACUCAUAUCGGAGCGUAUUUUUUGGCCAAGGUGUAAUGUAAACAUAAACCAUAUGACGGCGGUGGGUCGUCACUCCUCAAUAACAGGCUAACAGCACGUAACCUACACACUACACCAGUUCACCCAACCUUCCUGUAUUUCAAUCUCCAUGACCAUGAUCCAACGGUAACAAUCACAGCCAUCAUGCGUUUGAAUCUCACACGAACAAUCUGCAAUUGGUUAACUUAUUAAUCAACUGAACCCACCAUUUGGACCAAAUUUUGGGAAAGUUUUUGAACACUUGGAAACAAACUUACAACUUUGGCUUUAGCUGCAACUACUACUCUUGACUUUGGCUUUAGUUCAUGAUCUUCCCCGCAAAUUUGCUCAAGAUUUUGCUGAUUUAAUGGUGAUUUCUAGGUAAAGUCUCUAACUUUAUGUAUUUCCUCUGAUUUUCUGAUCUGAAUUGGUGGAGGAUUACCCUUUUUGAUCGAGUUCUUAGAAAAAUUAUAUGGAGUAUCAGAAGUUAUAGAAAAAAAAAAUCAGUAAAAUGGGUUCUAACUGGUUUUCCAGUUCUAUUCCUCAUUAUUGUUGAUGGGUUGGGAAUUAAGAUGUUUAUAAUGGAGAAAUUUGAUGGGUAAUUCUUAUUUUCAGUUUGCUGCAAAAAAGAAAAUAAGGGUUUGCAUUUGCUGAAAGUUUGGAAGAUAAACUGAUGAAAAAUGUACUAAUUUCUGAAAAUAAUGAUCCAAAUUACAGAUGAACCCUAAUUAACCAUUGGGUUUUUGUGAUUAGAUGCAGAAAUGAAGUGGGUACAUUUGAUUUUGAUUUUAAUUGGUUUUUCAUGUUUAUACUCAACUUUAGGUUCAUCAAAUGUGUCAGAUUGUCCUAUAGAUCUAAGCUAUGUUUUAAAGCUUCCAUGGAAUUCUUCAUUAUGCCAUGGAAAUACCCCAGAAAAUGAUCCAAAACAUAGUUGUUGUCAGACCCUUUUGAGUUUAUUUGGUAUAGGUCUUGCCUAUAAUCUCAAAAAAACUUCUCUUUUUGGAAUUAAAGAUGUACAAACUUCACUAUCUUGCUUGUCUGAUUUUCAAUCCAAGCUUAAUUCCUUAUCACUUUCACCAAAUUUGACUUCAAUAUGUUUUGACCCUUCACAAUUUGUAAUUACUCCUGAUGUUUGUGCUGGAAUUGUUUCAACUAAGAAUUGGUAUGCUAAACUUGGUACUAAUACUUCAUUAGACCAAGCUUGUCGAUCGAAUCUCUCGGAUCUUACUGCUUGUGAUACGUGCUAUACCGCUGGUACGAGAGUCCAAACUCAAUUGAUUUCGAUUGAUGGGAAUACUUCACAUGCUAAAGAUUGUUUUUACUUUACCAUUCUAUAUGCUGCUGCUAUAGUCAAUGAGGAUGGUCCUGAAGGUGUUGGAACAACAUCAUGUAUGUUUCAACUUUCUUUGGUUCGGUCUAUUGGAUCGAAUAGUCAUAAUCAUUUGAAGUUGCAUCUUGGGUUGAUAGGUGCUUCUGUAGUGUUGUUUGUGAUUAUUUGUCUUUUGGGUUUGUACUUUUGGCAUUAUAAGAAGAAUCUGAAAAAGGGUAGUAACUUGGGUGGUGAUUUGGAGCAAGUAGGUAGGCCUAGGAUGCGUCCGAAUACCGGUGCGAUUUGGUUUAAAAUUGAAGAUCUUGAGAGGGCGACGGGUUUCUUCUCACAAAAGAAUUUUAUAGGUCGUGGGGGUUUUGGGAUGGUAUAUAAGGGAACCUUAUCGGAUGGGAGUGUAGUUGCGGUUAAGAAGAUUACUGAAUCGAAUAUUGAAAGGGAUUCGGAUUUUCGAAAUGAGGUUGAGAUAAUUAGCAACUUAAGACAUCGGAAUUUAGUACCGCUUAGAGGUUGUUGCAUGAUAGAUGAGGGUGAGAAUGAUGAUGAUUAUGGAGGAAAUCAUAGGUACCUUGUUUACGAAUACAUGCCGAAUGGUAAUCUUGAUGAUCAUCUCUUUCGCACUUCCGCUAACCAAAGUGGGGUGCUAAGAAAACCAUUGACAUGGCCGCAAAGGAAAUGUAUAAUAUUAGAUGUGGCGAGGGGUCUAUCGUAUCUUCAUCAUGGAGUAAAACCGGCAAUUUACCAUCGAGAUAUUAAGGCUACGAACAUUCUCUUAGAUUCCGAUAUGAGAGCUAGGGUGGCUGAUUUUGGGUUAGCGAAACAAGUUCAGGAAGGACAUUCUCAUCUUACUACUAGAGUGGCUGGCACUCAUGGGUAUUUAGCCCCGGAAUAUGCCCUUUAUGGGCAGCUAACAGAGAAGAGCGAUGUUUAUAGUUUUGGGGUGGUUGUCUUGGAGAUAAUGUGCGGGAGAAGGGCCCUUGAUCUAUCUGCUUUAGGGUCUUCCACGACUGUUUUAAUAACGGAUUGGGCAUGGUCUUUGGUUAAAGAAGGUCGAAUAGAUGAGGUUCUCGAUGCAUUCUUGUUGCGAGAAGGGGAUAACUCAGAGCUGAAUCCGAGGGGAAUAAUGGAACGAUUUGUACGUGUUGGAAUUCUGUGUGCCCAUGUAAUGGUUGCGUUGAGGCCUUCGAUCUCAGACGCACUGAAAAUGUUGGAAGGUGAUAUUGAAGUCCCUCAAAUUCCAGACCGGCCGUUGCCUCUCGGGCAUCCAUCUUUCCAUAGGGAUGCUACAACGUUCAGUAUAUCGCCCGUGUUUAGUGGACUGCAUUUGAAUUCAGGAGAGAUGCUUAGGUAAUUGAGUCGAGGUUUUACUGGCCGCAACCUCUUUUAACUCUUUUGAUAAGGGUAUGGUCUGCCGUCUGCCGUCAUCCAAGCCUCCUCAGCUCCCGAUCAUAGCUUCAAUAGGUGGGAUAUAUCGGGUAUGAUGAUGAAGAUGAUGCUUAGGUAAUUAAGUGUUUGAGACCGAGUAUGAGAUCCAUAUUCUCAGUUGUUCAGACUUCAUUCCAAAUCAGGAAGAGUUAUCUUGCAAAUGCUAUUAGUAUAAUCAAAGAAUAUUGUACAAAAGAAAAACAAAAGUGAGAUUUUUGUGGAGAUUUAUAGUUGUGCCUUGUUUUGGCAAUUUGGAAGCAUACUACUGAUUUGGCAGAUAACUCUGUCAAUGAUCUGUAUUAUAAAGAAAGUGAGAUAAUGUUGAACCAUUUUCUUAUGAAUUUUGGUAUGAUAUGAUCAUAUGAACCUUACUCUCAUUAGUGUUUCCUUGAACAACAAUAAUAAUGUGAUGAGCUUCUCUUGUCAGAGACCGUCACUUGGUAAGAUGAAGGGUGUCAUUUUGAAGAAAAUGAGGGAGUUAAAAAUAAGAAAAUGAUGAUGAAGGAUGUGGCUAGGAAUAGGGGUUUUACCGGUCCAAAUUCAGACCCAUUUGGUCCGGUCUCAGUUUAAUUCGGUUUCCUCCCGGUCCAAUUCAAGUUUAGACCGGUUAGAUCAGAAGUAAUUUUCAAUACCAAAAAUAAAUUAAAAAAUAAAAUAUUUUUAAAUAAUUUAGCAAAUUAAUUAUUAUAAUAUUAAAAUAUUUGAGUUAAAAAUUAUUUUGUUAGAAAUAA
Amaranthus tricolor (Joseph's coat) is the source of this 3516-nucleotide messenger RNA. Its product is annotated as probable receptor-like protein kinase At1g11050. Gene Ontology annotation, biological process: protein phosphorylation. Gene Ontology annotation, molecular function: ATP binding; protein kinase activity. The record is from RefSeq and is a predicted model, not a curated record. The transcript has a single exon. The coding region runs from base 795 to 2711 and encodes 638 amino acids. Lineage: Eukaryota; Viridiplantae; Streptophyta; Magnoliopsida; Caryophyllales; Amaranthaceae.